Mustela erminea (ermine) is the source of this 3263-nucleotide messenger RNA. It is a transcript of the gene GINS4, whose product is annotated as GINS complex subunit 4. Bases 205 to 876 code for a protein of 223 amino acids. Lineage: Eukaryota; Metazoa; Chordata; Mammalia; Carnivora; Mustelidae. The transcript has 8 exons. Gene Ontology annotation, cellular component: GINS complex. The record is from RefSeq and is a predicted model, not a curated record. Gene Ontology annotation, biological process: double-strand break repair via break-induced replication; DNA-templated DNA replication.
UCCGGGGCGGAAAAUUUGUGAGCAGAGCGCGGGAGCUGCGAGUCUGGCGUCCGCUCGGUCCGGGAAAGGCCUUGAGAAGUUUGUGCGCUUCCAGGUGCUCCUUGGGAAGCCAAGGCUGCUUCCUCACGACUUUCCGGUCCUAGCGCCUGUUACCUCGGAGCGCCUCUCUGCCUCCCUGGUGCCCAGAUACCUGUUUCGGAGAAGAUGACGGAGGAACUGGACCUCACAGGACAGGACUCUGAUGCAGGUAGUGAAGAGGUGGUCCUGACCCCUGCAGAGCUCAUUGAAAGGCUGGAGCAGGCCUGGAUGAAUGAAAAGUUUGCCCCUGAGCUGCUGGAAAGCAAGUCUGAGAUUGUAGAGUGUGUCAUGGAGCAGCUAGAUCACAUGGAAGAAAAUCUCAGGAGAGCCAAGAAGGGGGAUCUGAAGGUCAGCAUUCAUCGGAUGGAGAUGGAGAGGAUCCGCUAUGUCCUCAGCAGCUACUUGCGGUGUCGGCUUAUGAAGAUAGAGAAGUUUUUCCCUCAUAUCCUUGAAAAGGAGAAAACAUCCCACGAGGGGGAGCUUUCUAGCCUUUCUCCAGAGGAGCUGGUCUUUGCCAAACAGUACAUGGCUAACACAGAGACCUACCUUAAGAAUGUUGCCUUAAAGCAUAUGCCUCCUAACUUACAGACGGUGAGCCUCCUGAGGUCAGUUCCCAAACCAGAUCUAGAUUCAUACGUGUUUCUGAGAGUGAAAGAACGGCAGGAAAACAUCCUGGUAGAACCAGAAACCGAUGAGCAAAGGGACUACAUGAUUGACUUGGAGGAAGGCUCCCAGCACUUGAUCCGCUAUAAAACCAUUGCGCCCCUGGUUGCUUCUGGAGCAGUUCAGCUGAUAUAAAAUCGAAAGCAAACACAGAAUAAUGACAGCAUGGAACCCUAAAGGAAAUGUGUAAGAUCUCUUCACUGCUUUGUGCCUAAGGACUGCAGACUUUCCUGGCAGUACUGCAGGUCUUUGGGCACUGAGAAGAGUCUCAGGCACGAUUCCUAACUUGCCACACGUCCUCACUGCCUGCCAUCCCAGCCACAGUCAGCAGAUGGAGCCACCGCUCUGUUGGUUCCGCGUGCUGGCCGAGUCCUCCGACAUGCUCACUUUGUGGGCCUUUUUCCUUUGUGGUAUUUCUUGAGCUAAAGAAAGUGAGACAACCGCAGUUCAUAAAAAAGCAUCGCUGCCUAUGAUUAGGAGACAGUAGUUAGCCCUAACCUGAGAGAGACCGGAUAGUUCUUUCACAUCCCCGAUAAGAAGAAGAUAAAUGCCACAGAAAAACUGAAGAUGAAGUAUCUUCUGGAUUAUCUCACUGGAUUGUGUGAACUAACCUUCUGGAACCUCUAAUAUCAGACUUAAGACCAAUGUCUGCCCUGGAGAAUCAUAACUAAACCAAGAAACCAUUUCUGAGUUUCAGUUUUGUGCCAGAAGGACCCUCUGGCCAGUUCUCGGUUGGUAGCCUAAUGAAGUAUGUGCUCCCUACUGCUAACCUGCAGCCUUCCUGAAUCUCGGGCAGCUUUGCCAAGCCAACCUCCAGGCCAUCUGGCCACUCUUGGCCGGGGAUCUGCUAACAGCAACAUUAACUGUCCUAUCUUGUGACCUCAGUAACAGCAUUUCUGUUUUUAGCUCUACUUUCUCAAGGGAAGCGGAUGAAAUUAACAUGAGCAGAGAGCAUCAUGGUGAUAUCUGAAGGAAGGAUGUAGAGACCGUGAAUGAAUCGUCUUUCCCUGAAACGUGAUAAAAAGGAACCUGCAUUCCAGUCUUUCGCUGAUGAGAAGGCAGCAGAUUUUCAUUUAUAUAAUAUUGGCUGUUAGAAAAAUCAAUGUAAUAUGGCUGUCAUUUCCAAGAAAAAUCACUAAGAAAAAGCAAGGAGGGUUUAUUUGUUAAUAAAAGCAUUUUAUAUUUCAGGCAGUGCUUUAUCUUUUCCGUGGUGUUUUUACCUUCUUCAGCUUUUUAUAAAACAAAUGAGCAUGUCAGGCACAGGUCAAGGCACUGAAGCUCCAACCCAGAAUAAGACAGAGAAUUGAAACAGGACAACUCACUACAGAGUAGAGUCGGGGGGUUGACAGGUUCUUACCUAAGAGUGAAUCUUACUAAAUUGUGCCAAGAUCUGAAUACCAGGGAGCCAGACACACAGAUCAAAAGGAAGAUCAUUCCAGACAGAGAAGAUGGCUUAUACGAAGUCCCUGAAGCAGAAACGAGCUCUGUCUGCAAGUCAUUAAACACAGUGGGCGAAAUGGAAAGUGGUGCCCAGUAAGGCCUGAGAGGCAGUCUGGACCCAGAUCACAUAGGGCUUUGUUAGCAAGGAUCCCAUUUGGUCCUCACAACAGUCCUGAGAAGUAGACAGGGCUGGUAGCAAUAGGUGGGAAAUGGAUGUUAAAGUGGAUGUUUAGUGGUAGGUCUGAGCCUAGAACCCGCGGCUCCCUCUUCAUCGUGUGUAUACGAGGUCCCUCCCCAAUGCCUCCCUUAUGCUGAGCAGCCUGGGGAGGGAUGUGGGCUAUUACACUGUUCUCUAGAACAUGCCUCCAGAACCUUGACAAGAACACCGAUUGCCCAGAGGUCUUGAUAAGAUUCUGGUUCUGGUUCAGGAAGACUGGGAUGGGGCCGAGGAUUCUGCAUUUCUGAGGAGCUCCCAGGCUGCACCAUUGCUACAGACCCAAGAAGCACACUUUGAGUGGAAGAGCUCUAUGCCAUCACUGGCAUGCCGCAGACAUGCCAGGUUGCAUGGAAGAUUUAAAGGUCUCAGCUAAAACCACAGAACGCGUUCUUCCGUUUCCUAGGCCACCUCUUUAAAGGAAGACUACUUUAAAUUAGUCGUUUUAAGAUAAAGCAGAAGUCCAGUUUCAAAACCAAGUAGAAAAGGAAGUGGCUUAGUGUAACACUGACUUCAGCUUUUCCAGCUUUGGUAUUUUGCUCUACAGAUAAUAGCUCAUCAUGGAAGCAUGACAGAUGGUUUUUCAAAUAAUUGCGUCAUACUUCAUCAUAAGCUUGCUGCCAGCAAGAUGGCUAUUCCUGAGAAGUGCUGGCAGGUCCGUAUCUGGGUUUUUCCAGCCACAGCAAUCACAAUUCAGCAGUGACCUUACAACAAGGUCAGCUGUAUUUACUCUGGGCUCCGGCUCCAGCAGGCAACGUGACUUUGUUGCCAUCCUCAAAUGCAUCAAACUUCCUUCCAUGAUGUACACAAGUUACCCAUAGGGCUUUCAGAGUAAACUGUUAAGCAAGCACAUUUUUUAUCAUUUCUU